AAUUAAGGCGAAGCUCGAUGGAACAGCCCGGCCCAACCGCCCCCGCACCGCGGGGCUGACCCUACCACUGCGGCGCGGGGGGGAUGGGGGCUGGGGGCUUUCUUCAUCGGCUCCGCUCUUGCCGAGCCCGCCGCUUUCGCCAGUGAGAUGCCGGGAGGGAAAACAGAACAAAGGAGCAUCCCGGUGGUGGCCCGUGCGGGGAAUAGCGCCCCGCGGGGCUCCCCUUCCAGCUCCUCGGCGUGCCCGUAGGGUGGAGCCCGCCACAGGCCUGGCCAGCAGCGUGCAAUGCCUCUCUUUGGGAACUCCUUCAGCCCGAAGAAGACCCCCCCCAGGAAAUGGGCCUCGCUGUCCAACCUGCACCUGCUGGAUAGAUCCACCCGUGAGGUUGAGCUGGGCCUGGAAUACGGUACCCCCACAAUGAACCUUGCUGGCCAGAGCCUGAAGUUUGAAAAUGGCCACUGGGUUUCAGAAUCAGGAGGCUUCCUGGGAGAUCGCAGGGAACUGCAGCGCUUGCGCAAACGAAACCAGCAGCUAGAGGAAGAAAACAACCUACUUCGGCUGAAAGUGGACAUUCUGCUGGACAUGCUCUCUGAGACCACUGCCGAGUCCCACCUCAUGGAGAAGGAGCUGGAGGAGCUGAAACAGCACAACAGGAGGAAGAAGUGAACAAGAGAUGGCCAAGCUGGUUCUGGAUUUUGGCCCACGGGAUGCUGGGGCUGGCUUGGGCCUCCCAACCAUGUUGGUACUGUGUGGAGGUACUUUUGUUUCACGGGACCAUGAGUGCCCAGAUGCCUCCAGCGCUGUGUGGUGCCGUGGGUACUGCUAAUGGCUGUUUUGGCACCACAGCACUGUUAAUUAACAUGAUUUUCCUCAGAGCACUUUACCUUG
Molecule: messenger RNA, 888 nt
Organism: Motacilla alba alba
Lineage: Eukaryota; Metazoa; Chordata; Aves; Passeriformes; Motacillidae
Gene: CBY1
Product: chibby family member 1, beta catenin antagonist
Exons: 5
Coding region: 286-666 (126 amino acids)
Source: RefSeq, a predicted model, not a curated record